Messenger RNA from Onychostruthus taczanowskii (white-rumped snowfinch), 2276 nucleotides. Its product is annotated as phospholipid-transporting ATPase ABCA1-like. The record is from RefSeq and is a predicted model, not a curated record. The coding region runs from base 631 to 1206 and encodes 191 amino acids. Gene Ontology annotation, biological process: transmembrane transport; phospholipid efflux. NCBI's taxonomy places the organism in Eukaryota, Metazoa, Chordata, Aves, Passeriformes, Passeridae. Gene Ontology annotation, molecular function: phosphatidylcholine floppase activity; ABC-type transporter activity; phosphatidylserine floppase activity. Gene Ontology annotation, cellular component: intracellular membrane-bounded organelle; membrane. The transcript has 6 exons.
CUUCCCCAUAACACACUGCAGGGCAGCAAUGUCUGCCUGUUGGCACCAUUAGGGAUACUGCUGAACAACAAACCGAAUUCCAUCUAUCCAAAGGGCUAAGAUGCACCAUGGUGUGAUGGCUGUAGGUCAGUAGUGUCCGUGUCCCUGCUGUAAGCCCGCAGUAAUAGGAAAGCUCACUAAAGCUGGUGCUGCUAAAAGCACUAGGCCGCUGGUUAAUGUGGCUCAGCUGAUGUUGAACUCAUGCUCACCAGCUGAUAAGCUGCAGCCAUUUGAUUUUUCAGGCCUCCUAGGGACAGGGUUACAUAUAUCCUGAUCCAGAGGUGCACAGGGUGUUUCAAAAUCCGUAUCCAUGCCACAUUAGAUCCUCAGAUGAACAGCCCUUCUGAAAGCUGCUUUUGAAGCCAAAGCUUGUCAGAAAAAUCUUUGUGCAGAUGUUGCUGUGCUUGAUUGAAGGUGGUGUAAUGCUGUAUGUCAUAGGUUGGCGAGUGGGCAAUUCGGAAACUGGGCCUUGUGAAAUACGGAGAAAAAUACGCUGGGAAUUACAGUGGAGGGAACAGACGCAAGCUUUCCACAGCCAUUGCCCUCAUUGGAGGGCCACCUGUGGUGUUCCUGGAUGAGCCAACAACAGGGAUGGAUCCCAAAGCACGUCGCUUCUUGUGGAACUGUGCUCUGAGUGUAAUCAAGGAGGGGAGAUCAGUGGUGCUCACAUCUCACAGCAUGGAAGAAUGUGAAGCCCUGUGCACUCGAAUGGCAAUAAUGGUCAAUGGGCGAUUCAGGUGUCUGGGCAGUGUCCAGCACCUAAAAAACAGGUUUGGAGAUGGUUACACCAUAGUGGUGAGAAUUGCAGGGGCAAACCCAGAUCUGAAACCUGUUGAGGAGUUCUUUGGGCAUGCCUUCCCUGGAAGUGUCCUAAAGGAAAAACAUCGGAAUAUGCUGCAGUACCAACUUCCCUCUUCACCAUCCUCCCUGGCCAAAAUAUUCAGUAUUCUGUCCCAGAACAAGAAGAGACUCCACAUAGAAGACUACUCCGUUUCUCAGACCACACUUGACCAAGUUUUUGUAAAUUUUGCUAAGGACCAAAGUGAUGACGACCAUACUAAGGACCUGUCAUUGCACAAAAACCAGACUGUGGUAGACAUUGCAAUCCUUAACUCCUUUCUGCAAGAUGAGAAGAUAUGCGAGUUGCUGAUUGACCCUCCUUGCUAAAAACACCCUAUACACUCGUUUGAUUUUGAACAGCAGUUUACGAAUGAAAGCAGAAUAACAGUGUGAUUGCUCAAGGAUAAACUGAUAUUAAAAUGUUGUCUGCUACUGCCUACAGUAUCGCUAUCAACCAAGUUCCAGUAUUUAACCAAUUCCUGAAGUUACACUCAUCAGGAAAAUUCAUCCUGAUAUAAGAAGUGAAUUAAAAUUUCACAGAAUCACAGAAUAUGCUGAGUAGGAAGAGACCCUACAGGAUCAACAGGUCCCAUUCCCAGUCCUGCACAACAUCAUCCCCAAGAAUGACACCAUAUGCCUUAAGAGCAUUGUCCAAACACUUGAUCUCUGUCAGGCUUAGUGCUGUGUUACAGUGCCUAGCCACCCUCUGGGGGAAGAAUCUUUUUCUAAUACCCAGCCUAAACCUCCUCUGACACAAAUUCAGGCCAUUCCCUGAGGUCCUGUCACUGGGUAACAGAGAGACAAGGUCAGUGUCUGUCCCUCCUCUUCCCCUCAGGAGGAAGUUGUAAUUGCAGUGGGGUCUCCCCUCAAUCUCCUCCAGGCUGAACAAACCCAGGGACCUCAGAUGCUCCUCAUUCAGCUUCCCCUCAAGGUCCUUCACCAUCUUUGUUGACCCUCUCUAGUGGCUUAAUAUCUUUUUUACGUUGUAAUGAUGCCUUAGGAUUUUAGCUAUUUUAUGUUUCAUAUAUUUGUAAUCCUGCAAUUCUUUAGUGUAUAAACUCCAUAUAGAGUGUUGGCUACUGUUUUCCCAUUUUGGUCAGCCAAAACAAUUCCUCUCCAGGUCUAGGAAUCAAGGACACCUUACUUUCUUAGGCCCUAAGAAAUGUAAACAAAAGUGAGUUGAGGGGAGCAACUUGCACCAAGUUUUUGGUGCAAAUGACUUCAUUACCUACAGCUGUACUUGGAAGAUUAACCCCCAGUCUGCAAAUGGACCAAACUUACAAAAGUAUGAAAAGCCAUGACACAUUGUCCAUUUUUGGGUGUAGCUCCUGGGGAUGGGGGGAGCAGCUUCAUCUGCCUGAAAUGUAUCUUGAAGGCCAUUCAAUAAACAUAACUGC